Molecule: messenger RNA, 2704 nt
Organism: Etheostoma cragini (Arkansas darter)
Lineage: Eukaryota; Metazoa; Chordata; Actinopteri; Perciformes; Percidae
Gene: nrg1
Product: neuregulin 1
Exons: 8
Coding region: 757-2703 (648 amino acids)
Biological process (GO): activation of transmembrane receptor protein tyrosine kinase activity; intracellular signal transduction; cell differentiation
Molecular function (GO): protein tyrosine kinase activator activity; chemorepellent activity
Source: RefSeq, a predicted model, not a curated record
CAGGAAGAGAGGCGCAGAAGGAGGAGGCCACAGGCUGCCCCACUCGCCACUACGAGAGGAAAGAUUGAGAGAGGAGGGGUGAGAGAAGAAAAAAGGGGAGUAUCCCGUCUUCUCUGCCCUUCUGAGCCACUGCAGCCCCCCUCCCCCUCGCCCUCUCUCUUUGAUUCUCUUUCUCUCUCUUUCCCCUUACUCAUCUGUUUCUGUGGCUGUGCUGAGAGGAAGGGCACCUGCCGCUCCCUGAUGAUUCAGCCUUUCAGCUACUUGGAGCUCCACAGACAAGACAGCAUGUCCCUCCUGCCACUGCAGUGCCUGGCCGUCCUGUCCUCUGUCUGCACUACAGCUACUGCAGCUGGCCCAGCACGUCGACACCGCCUCUUCUGCCCAAGCGCUCAGGUGAGUGAGUACUACUCCUCCACCGCUGCUCUCUAGUAAACCCUGCAGAACAUUUAAGGAAUCCAAUUCCCUGGCAAUCUUUUUUUAGUUUUUUUGCCGGCCAGUUUGACGAUUCUAUGUAUAGACUGCUUGGCUUUUUCUGUGAGAAAGCAUGACUGAGGAACUCGUCUGCAUACGUCCCAGGCUGUUAACAAGGUGCGACUCUCUCUGAAGAGCAUUUGUACUUUCCUGUGAAAUCCCAGUUCUGACUCUGCCUCCUAAUGGAAAACGUACUCGAGGAGACUGGUGGCAGACAGCCACUGUGCGAUGCUCUGAGUUAAUAGUUGAGGUGUUCAGAGAGCCUUCAUCCAGCAGUUGGAAAGGAUGACUGAGGGAAUGGACGACAUCUCUGCAGGACCAGCUCCCCCCCCUCGAUCGGCCUCCCCCACCAGCUCUACUGUUGAUACCGGACAAGUCCCUGAGGAGAAACCAGAGGAGACAGUGGCAGCUGGCGAGAGUGGGGAGGAGGGCGCAGAGGGAGGUGGUGGUGGUGGUGGUGGUGGUGGUGAUGGUGAUGGGGAGCAUUUGGGGGCUUUGGGAAUUGUGGCCUUGCCAGGGACCUGCUGUGUUUGCAUAGAGAUGGAACAGAUUAACCAUUGCCUUCACUCUGAGAAAAUCUGCAUUCUUCCCAUCCUGGCCUGUCUGCUCAGUUUAGCCCUCUGCACAGCUGGCCUCAAAUGGGUCUUCGUGGAUAAGAUCUUUGAGUACGAACCACCCACACACCUAGAUCCUAAACGCAUCGGACAGGACCCAAUAAUCAUAUCAGUUUCCCCCACGCUGGGACUGACUGUGUCAAUUCCUCAUUCAUCCCCGCCGGUUGUCUCCUGGACCACCGCCGUUACCCCAGGACGUCCUGACGUGUUCGUGGAGGAGAAGUCGACGCGGAGGCCGUACAUGCCUCAGUCUCCACGAGUGACUCAGUCUGAUCCCUCUGUCACACUGAAAUACAACGCUCAACGUCCCACCGUCCCAAAGCAGACUCCCCACCCUCAGACAACACAGGAAUCAAACGACAUUGUCAUCCCAACAAUCUCUGCCACCAGCACCACCACAACAGCCAAGACCUCCAGUCACGUGACUCGCUGCAGCGACAACCAGAGGAACUACUGCGUUAAUGGGGGGGAGUGCUUCACCCUCGAAAUCAUGCCGGGCAGCACGAAGUUUCUUUGCAGGUGUCCCAAUGAAUUUACUGGUGAUCGCUGCCAAAACUAUGUAAUGGCCAGCUUUUACAAACGUCUUGGGAUUGAAUUUAUGGAAGCCGAGGAGCUGUAUCAGAAACGUAUUUUAACAAUUACUGGAAUCUGCAUUGCACUCCUAGUCGUGGGAAUCAUGUGUGUGGUUGCCUACUGCAAAACAAAGAAGCAGAGGAAGAAGCUCCAUGACCGUCUGAGGCAGAACCUGAGGAAAAAGAGGAAAAAUACCAAAACUGGCGUCGGCCCCAAUCUGGCAAGCUCAGCCAGAGGACGUCAGAUUUCUAACUUGCCUCUUCAAGAUUUGCAGCUUAUCAAUAACUGUAAUGGGACAACUGUACAGCAUGCAUCCGAGACGGAGACAGAAACUAACUUCUCUACAAGCAAAAGUGCUUUAACUGCGCAUGAACCCACCACAUUCACCCACAUCUCUAGCCAAAGGUAUGCAUCUGCCAUCACGACCCCGACUCAGCUGUCUCCGGUGUCCCGGACCUCUCCUGCGACUCCAGGGUCUCCUCCAUCAGAGAUGUCCGCCCCCCUGUCCAGCCUGGCCAUCUCUGUCCCGUCGGUGGGCCUGAGCCCCUCCGGCGAGGAGGAGCGGCCCCUGUUGUUGUCAAACUCACAUCAACCGAGCAAGUCUUCAAACCGAGAUGAACAGAAGAGGAUCUCGGCCCACUACAACCACGGCCACGUGGCCCACAGCUUACCGCCAAGCCCGCUGUUUCCUAACGGGAACGGUUACUACCAAAGCAUCGGUGACCAUGACACUACAGCUGGCGGCCAGAUGUUCACAGCAUCACCUGAGAAGCUUCUUACUAACAACAACAUCAACAGCUGCAGCACCAAGCGGAUCCCCAACGGCCACGUGGGGCAUGGUGCGGAGUCCGGUGGUGACAGCAUGGUGAGCGAAACAGACGCGCCUCAAGAGGAACACACACCCUUCUUUACUGCAGAUAGCACUGCGAGCCUGCUGCUCGGGGCUUUGGACAGCAGCAGGACUAACCCAGCAUCUCUAAAAGAUCACCUGCAAGACACGUCACGCAGCAUCACCACCACCAAACUAAAUCCAGUUGCUGUGUAAA